AUGUCUGGACUUGUAGCAGGACAGGCCAUGCUGCUGCAGUUGUUGGCCGCCCUGGUGCUGGCGUGUGCCACCUUGCUCCUGUACGCCUACUUCUCCUACACUUAUUGGACUCGACGCGGCAUCCCGCAGCUUCCGAAUGCACGGUUCCCCUUGGGCCACGUUUGGCGGGCCAUAACGUUCCAGCGUUCCUUCGGCCAGGUCUGCUGCGACCUCUAUUCGGGAGUGCCAACUACGAAGCCUCUAGCCGGCGCCUACUUCUUCACGAAACCCGCCGCCGUCGUGAGGGAUCCGGAUCUUAUCAAGAAAAUGCUCGUCAAGGACUUCCAGCACUUCCACGACCGUGGCCUCUAUAUCAACGAGGACGUCGACCCGCUGACUGGCCACCUGUUCCUGCUGCCGGGGGAGCGCUGGCGUCUGCUCAGGAACAAACUCUCCCCUACGUUCACCUCAGGAAGCAUGAAGAUGAUGUUUCCGACUAUGGAGAAAUGCGGCCGUGAGUUGUUGGAAGUGCUGGGCAGCGCCGGGGAGGUGGAGUUCCGCGACGUGCUGGCUCGCUACUCCACGGACGUCAUCGCCAGCUGCGCCUUCGGAGUGGAGGCGCACUGCCUGCAGCACCCCGACGGCGAGUUCCGCUACUGGGGGAAGCGCCUGCUCAACCCCACCACCGGCGAAAUGCUCACCAAAACGUUUUGCGACAUGUUCCCUGCCAUCGCCAACAUCUUUCGGGGGUUUAAGGUGGUACAAUGUGGGCCCAGAUUUGGUUCGGACGGUCUGCGCGUGUACCUGCAGACAGAACCGGCCACGGCCUACGGCUGA
This is a messenger RNA of Schistocerca americana (American grasshopper), 816 nucleotides long. RefSeq names its product cytochrome P450 6a22-like. The record is from RefSeq and is a predicted model, not a curated record. NCBI's taxonomy places the organism in Eukaryota, Metazoa, Arthropoda, Insecta, Orthoptera, Acrididae. Gene Ontology annotation, molecular function: oxidoreductase activity, acting on paired donors, with incorporation or reduction of molecular oxygen; monooxygenase activity; heme binding. The transcript is spliced from 3 exons. Bases 1 to 816 code for a protein of 271 amino acids.